AUGGGCUCAGAAAUGGAUACGUUCACGGCUCGCCUGGCCAGUUUCGACGUUGUGCUCAAACCUGAGAAGCGGAGAUCCUCGGGCGUCAAAGGUCCCAGAUUCAUCGCAUGGCCUCAUUCAAAGCCAUCGCCAGCAGAGUUGGCGCAAGCAGGCUUCUUCUACAAACCCUACGAGAGCAACCCCGACAACACAACGUGUUUUGAGUGCGGCCGCGCAUUAGAUGGAUGGGAAGAGGAGGAUAACCCGAUUACAGAGCAUCUGAAGCAUUCUCCAGACUGUGGAUGGGCGAUUACUAUGGACAUUCAACAGAACAGCUCCAAUCCUUCAGCUAUCGAGGACCCGACUAGCGAGCGCAUCGCCCAAGCGCGGUUGGCAACAUUUGGCUCAGCGUGGCCUCACGAUGAGAAACACGGCUGGGUCUGUCAGUCUGAGAAGAUGGUUGAAGGUGGCUGGUAUUUCUGCCCGACAGAAGAGAGCAACGACUUGGCCAGCUGUGCCUACUGUAAGCUCUCUUUGGAUGGCUGGGAGCCCAAAGAUGAUCCAUUCGAGGAACACUACCGCCGCUCGUCAGAGUGUUCAUUUUUCGUGUUUGCACAGCCCCCGGCAAAGAAAGGCAAAGGACCGAAGUCAAAAAAGCCUCGCGUUUCGAAGGCCUCCUCUCGUCUAUCUACCCAGUCCAUCGGCACUACCGCAUCUGAAACCCCGGAAGUGGACUUGGACGAGUCAAUGGACCAAAGCAUCAUGUCACAAGCCAGCGUGAAACCGAAAACUACAAAGAAAGGAGCAAAGGGAAAGGGUAAAUCCAGCAAGAACAAAAAAGAUGAAGUAGAGGCCGAGAGUCAAAUGGAGAUUGAGAGUGUUGAACCCGAGCAGGCGGAGACAGAAGCCCCCAAAACGAAACGCACAGGCCGAGGAAGAAAAAGAAUCAGUGAGGAAAUCUCACGGGAUGAGUCCGAGCCAGUGCCCGAGCCCAAGCAACAAUCAAUCGAACCACCUAAUAAGCGCCGCAACACAAGAACUCGAAGCAGUAGCGUCUCUCAGUCCUACAACUAUGAAAAUGAUCAUGAUAUGCCGGACAUUGGUUCUGUCGAUGAAGAGCCCCAUGAGGAACCCAAGAAGGGCGGCAAGGGAUCGAAGAAGGGGACCAGCAAGAGCCGUAAGGCUUCAGAUGUCUCAGCCACGUCCAAGUCUACCUCUAAAUCUCGCCUGGAGAGGAAUUCGGAGUUGGGUGCAUCUAUCGAGGCAGGUCUCGAAGCAGAAUUGCCAGACCCGGUCGAGCCUGAACCACCGGUGCAGCCAGAGCCUGAGCCGGAGGCCGAAGUCGAGCCGGCCCCUCGUACUUCUAAAAAGACCAAAACAAGCAAGAAGACUAAAGCCGCCAAAGCGGCUGAGCAACAAGCGCAGGAGUUGAAAGACUCUAUGGACCUCGAUAAUCAAUCUGAGAAACAACCCGAGGCCGUUGCUGAACCCGAAGCUGACGCCAUGGAGGUCACGGAAGAGCAAGCUGAACCAGCUCCUAAGGUCAAGGCCACCAAGGGUCCUAAGAAGAAGGGAACCAAAAAGGCGAAGAAAGAAGAGAGCAAGUCAAGGGCCUUGACAUCACGAGAAUCUUCCGAAAACAAGCCCACAACUGAAAAUCAAGUUAUGGAAGAGCAACAUGAAUCAUUUAUAUCAGUUGAGAUCGUCAAACAAAACAUGGAGCCUCAACCCAAGCCUCAACCCCAGCCUCAACCCGAGUCCGAACCAGAGCCCCAGCCUGAGCCAGAAGUGGCAACUCCUGAGAAGCCUGCCACCAAAAAGUCAUCGAAGAAGGAAGACAAGGCAAAUAAACCCAAGAAGUCGAAAAAGAAGGAACCAUCUCCUCCCCCCGAACCGGUUAUGGAAGAGAUGAUUGAGGAGCCCAGUCCAGAGAAGUCCGAACCUGUGUCUCCAUCUGUAGACGAAGAAUGGGGAACACCAGAUGAUCUACCGGACCAAGUCGAGAUGGUUGCACCUGCAGAGCCUUCUCCGGAACCUUCUCUGGAGCCCUCUCCACAGCCCUCGCCGGAGCCCUCUCCUGAACCGCAGACUAAACAGCGGACGCCUGUGCCUCCCAAGACAGUCAAACGCUACAGCGAUAUUCCCCAGGAGGAGCGUCUCACGGAGUCUAUUGCGAAACCACGAACUUCUCGAGGAAGUAUGCAGAGAGCGUCUCGUGGUUCAAAGCGAUCCGUUUCGCCUCUUCCACCCGCAUACCAGCACACACCAUCAAUGUCUCCACAAUCAUCGGAUGCCGAAAAUCGACCCCCCUCAUCUCGACUUUCAGUUUCCCGCCCAGUUCUUCCGCCAGCGGAGCCGCGGGAUCGGACUCCGCGAACAGCAGCUACCCCAUCACCAUCCAAACGCAACUUCAACGGUGGAUUUGCGGCUUCUGCUCAUCCCUGGACUCCGGUGGAUAUUGAUGAAGCGCUAUUCGGAGAGGCCAGUGACAAGGAGAAUGCCGAUCUUUCUGGACUGUUCAAGGGCAUGAAGCGAGGACUGACUAGCCCUGAGAAGAAAAUGACAGUGGAAGAGUGGAUCAAGUGGAAUGCGAAGAACGGAGAAGAGCGGCUCAAGCGUGAAUGCGAGCGGCUCGUCAGCCAGUUUGAGAAAGAAGGAAGUCGAGGCAUGCAACGACUCGAGGCCAUUGAUUGUAUUGAUUAA
Messenger RNA from Penicillium verhagenii, 2682 nucleotides. Its product is annotated as baculoviral IAP repeat-containing protein. Bases 1 to 2682 code for a protein of 893 amino acids. The transcript has 4 exons. The record is from RefSeq and is a predicted model, not a curated record. NCBI's taxonomy places the organism in Eukaryota, Fungi, Ascomycota, Eurotiomycetes, Eurotiales, Aspergillaceae.